AUGUUGGCUGCGGAUGCACCUGCAGAGUCACUGACUGCCCUCACGAACGAAUCCGGAACUCAAGACGCAAGACCAGAAGCCCCGCCACUGCAGUCGCUCUUCACCCUACCAUUCGCACUGCGGCUUCAGCCACUUCCCCACCUCUACUUCACAGCCAAGCAAUCAGCGGCAGGUGGGCAAGACAACUCGACAUCGGACGCAGACUCCUCCGCAUCGGAUCGCUCGGACGCUUCUCGCGACUCUGGUGCUCUCAAGCUCAAAGGCUGUCUCGAGACAGUCCCACCUCACCAGCUCCACGUCGUUUCUUACCUCAUUGCCAACACCAAUGCAUUGCAGGCCGUCUGCUCGUGGUCCAAGCUGCUUGCCCUGCUCGCCGACGCAGACGAUGAUCCGGCCUUUUCAAACUUGCGCGCAUUCUUCGAUGCCCGCUUCGACCACGAAGGUCACCUGAUCGAGGAUGUCCCAAAGUCUCCAAGGAAAGCGCAGUCUAGGCGAAGAAGCUCGGCGGUCAAGAGCGAGAAUCCUCGAAGACCAUCAUUCGUGGCGCCAUCGUCGGUGGGCAGAAGUAUGCAACGAUCGCGCACAGCAAGCUCAUCUGCCUCUGCAGCACUAAGCGGUCGAGGCAGAAGUCGCUUCGGCCUACUGGGGCGUGCGCUCUCUAGGGAUGACGCGCUGGACUCGGGCGACGAAGGCAGCGCCACGAGCGAUCUGAGGGCUCCCGAGCUGAAGUGCCCGCCUCGCACUUCUAAGACCCGAGCUGGCGAGGAGCAUACAGCCCGCAGCGUCCGGUUUCGAGUGCGCCUGGACCUCCACUCGGUCGCUCUCGCUCCGCCGCCUCCUGUGCCCAGAGCGUUUUCGAAACGUUCUCAUCAAGCUCCGAUCCUCAACACGCAGAUCCUCGCCUCUCCAGUCCACUCAGGGCGCUCAGUGGAAGACCACUUGGAGGAGAUGAUAUCGCCGAAGUCGCAUCCGUGGGCUGGCACCUCCAAAGAUGAUGUGUUCGCGCGCGCCAGAGCUGGUAGCUCUGCCUCUUCACCAGAUCGAGGUUUACACCGCGUCGUCAGUCCAGAAAGUGUGCGAUCCCGCAGCAGCCUGGCACGGAGCGUGAGCUCUGGCCAGUCACCUUCAUCACCGAGAGCCGAUCGAAGCAUCUUUGGUCGCAAGCCCACAAAGUCAGGCGGGCAUGGCGGCCGCGAGGCGUCUACAGCAUCUCAAAACAGCCGCAUGGAUAGUCUGGGCAGAUUGAUGUCGCAAGAGGGCGCUCACAGCACCGCUACUUUCGAAAGCGCCCACGACGGCGAAAUUACAGCCCUCUCGACCAGCCCAGGCUACGAUGUCGAGCGGUCCAAAAGCCCGAACGGGUCGAUGGCUGGCAGCACACGCUCCAACAGCGCACGCAAACCCUCGAUGAUCUCCCGCAUGUUUAGUUUUGGCAAGAGUGCGAAGAAGUCGAGCGGUAGCGAAGCAGCGUCGACUCAUCAAGGGGCUGAUGCAAGCUUUGGUACCACCGGAAUAGUACCCGGAGACGAAGGUGGGCCGCCUACUGGCGUUCCGGAGGUAUCAGCCAAGACGAGAGCCGAGAGCUCAGCUUCUUUGACAGUUCCCUCCGCUUCUCUCGGACGAGGAAGCCGUCGUCGUACAGCUACGUUGGCGAGUAACGAAAGCGAGGAAGAAGCGGUCGACACUGCGGACGAUGACCUUGGUUCCAUGGGAAGCAGCGCCGCUGCUCGAUGGCAGCGCAGGCGCGCCUCUGCAGGCUCUGUGCUCAGCAACAACCCCUCGGGCGCGAGCGGUUUGGCCAUGGCUCCCGACCUGCAACCCCUCGCGGAAGGAACGGCAUGGAGCCAGACGCGUGCCUCUUCGAGUAGCCAUAUUGAAGAGGGGUCCAGCACGCGCAAGUGGAAAGCUGGGGAGGACUUCUUGAGCUUGCUGCGAGGUGCGUGCGAACAGGUGCUGAACGUGAAGCCCUGUGCUGGAUCACCUUCUGUCCCGAAAGUCGCCGGGAAGGGUAAACGCAAGGAAGGCGAUUCCAGCCCUAGCAGUCCUACACCUUUUUCAUCUGGUGCCCAGACUCCUGUAGGCCCACCACCAAAGCCACUUGAUACAGACUCAUGGUGGCUGUGUGGUCAUACAGACCCUCUCAGCAUCACACUCCCCUGCGCUUUUGCGGAUGCGCUCGGCUGGGAGGGCAUCAUGCAACUAUGCUACGGCGAAGGCUCGCAAGCAGCUCGUGACCAAGACUUCAGACCGCUCGGAUUAGCGGCCCAGCUGGACACAGCACAACAAAACGAAAAGUCCAAGGUGCAGAACUGGGCCAGAGAUGUUGCGAGCACAGGUGCGAGUCCUACAGAGCAAGAGCAGCAAGGCAUUGAUAGUCUUGUCGAAUCGGCUUUGAAGCGCUCCGAGGUUGUCGCCACGACGAUCGCUGGAGCGACUGCUACAGAAGCUGAGCUUGCAGCGCCCGACGCUCGGUCUGAUGCAGCAGAUGAUGCGUCCGACAUUGCCCCGUCUGAAAGCGCAUCCGCCAAAGCGGUGCGAACUGGACGCGGGGAGGAAAAGGGCAAAGGCGAUACGCUUUUGGAGCGACUUCGAAAACGACUCCCGACGCGCAGCGCUUCGACACCAGGUGGACCCGUUCAAGGAAGCAAAGAUCUGAUCGGACCUGCACAUGAUCUGCGGCGCCUGCAGCUCGAUGGAUAUGGGCGAGGUCGCACUUGGGAGGACUGGCUUGGCCUCGCUCGAAGCAUUGCUGCCUGGGUGGAAGACUACGAGACUGAUCGAGUCCACUCUGGCUUGGCCCGGGAGCCAGUCGCUGUGCAAAGAUCGGCCGGCACCGCACCCGUCUUCCAGGCGACAGCCGAUUCUGGCUUCCACGAGCCAGCGUCGAACGGUCAUUCAGCUUUCGGUCAGGCUCCGGCUGAAAGCAUGAACUUGCCGGAAUGCAUCAGUGAGGAUGCGCUUGACCCCAAGUCCACCUUCAGACGCAGAGCUGGUGUGCCUCCCGCUUUGACAAACGCGGAGAGCGGUGAGGAGCACAUGCAUUACCGAUGGGCCAGCAGUCGCCUCAAGUCAAAGCAUUUCGCUUCAGCAAUCACGCUCGGCACCGCUUCGCUGGUGCACAUGCUCUCUCAGGUCAACGCUGCGGAUUGGACGCACAGGUCCGCGUGGGAGCUAGACUAUCUAGAAGCUUGUGUUUUUCAUGCGCCCCUUGUAGCCGAACGCUUUGGACCGCCGGGCACAUCGGUCAUACCCGCCCAACUGUCCUUUGCUCCGACGAGCGACGAGGAGCGAGAGCGGGCAAAGAGCUGCCCUUACCCUUCGGAGAGUGGAGCUUGGGAUCCGAACCAGUGGCGCGCUUGGCUUUCUGGAUUACAACCGGGCAACAUCAUAGUCCCUGCUGUGUCGUGGCAAGCUUGGUGGACCCUCAUUAGCGUAUUGAAUGGCGCGGACAGGUCAGGCAGACCGUUUGAUCUGCAGGUCAAGGCAGUGGACGAACCCUUUUCUGCCGUCUUGCCAGAAGUGGACUCGGUCUUCAUUUGA
This is a messenger RNA of Ceraceosorus guamensis, 3540 nucleotides long. RefSeq lists its product as hypothetical. The record is from RefSeq and is a predicted model, not a curated record. Lineage: Eukaryota; Fungi; Basidiomycota; Exobasidiomycetes; Ceraceosorales; Ceraceosoraceae. The transcript is spliced from 2 exons. Bases 1 to 3540 code for a protein of 1179 amino acids.